UCACUCUGCUAAAAACUCAUCUCGUAUCUCUCUCUUUUUCUCUCCUCCAUCCCCAACACUAAAAAGCACAAGAACAAGAACCAAAAAGUAAACAAAGAAAAAGGGGGAAAAUGGGGGUUUUCCUCUCCUUCCUAUAAUGACUCUACACAACUCAAUCCUCUUCUUCCAAGAAGAAGAAGAAGAAGAUGGCUUUGCACUCAAAUAAACACAGAACCCAACGCAUCCAUAGCUCUCUCUUCUUCCUCGACUUCCUCCACUGCACUGAACAACAACACCAUCAAACAGAGCAUCCCAUUUUCCUUAACAAUGGCGGCACCAACGACUUCCCUCUUUCCCAAGAAACAACCCAUUUCCUUGUUAGCGAAGACGAGGAGCUCAGUCAUUUGUUGUCCAAAGAAAACGACCAGAAUCUCCAAACCGGCGCCGUUUUGAAAACCUUGAUUCAAACAGAUAAUGCUCUGUCUCUCGCUAGAACGGAGGCCAUCGACUGGUUGCUUAAAGUUAAUGCCUUUUAUGGCUUCUCCUCUCUCACAGCUCUCUUAGCUAUUAACUACCUUGAUAGAAUCCUCUCUGGUCCUCAUUUUCAAAGAGAUAAGCCAUGGAUGCUUCAACUUCUUGCUGUAACUUGCAUCUCUUUAGCUGCUAAAUUCGAAGAAAUUCGUGUCCCUCUUCUUCUAGAUCUCCAGGUGGAGGAUUCAAAGUACAUUUUUGAAGCGAAAACGAUACAGAGAAUGGAGCUUUUGGUGCUCACUGCUCUGCAAUGGAAGAUGCAUCCAGUAACCCCUGUUUCGUUUCUGGGUAUUAUAAUGAAAGGGCUUGGAAUGAAGAAUCAGUACAUUCAAAGAGAGUUUCUUAGACGCUGUGAGCGUAUUCUUCUCUCUCUCGUCUCUGAUUCGAGAUCGGUAGGGAUUCUUCCCUCUGUAAUGGCGGUAUCAACAAUGGUAAGCGUUGUUGAAGAGAUGGGAAACUGUAACCCAUUGGAGGAGUUUCAAGAUCAUCUUCUUAGUGCCCUCAAAAUAAACAAGGGGAGAGUGAAGGAGUGUUGUAAAGUGAUAAUGGAGGCAAAAGCAAAAGGAUCAAUGAAGAGGAAGCAUGUGGAGGUGGAAGCAGAAGCAGAAGCAGAAGCAGAAUCAGAAGCAGAAGUAGAAUCAUCAGAAACAGAAACAGAAGCAGAAACAGGGAGCCCAAAUGGAGUAAUAGAGGCUGAUUUCAGCUGUGAAAGCUCCAACGAUUCGUGGGAAAUGGGGACAAUUGUGUCAGCAUAUACACAUUUUUCUUCUUCUUCUUCCAAAAGAAUCAGACCCACUCGAUGAAAGUAUUGAAUUAAAACCAAAUUUGCAGAGAUUCAUUAUCAUUAGCCUUCCCCUGUUUUGAAAUGGCAUUUUGGCAAAGACAAAAACAGACACACAAAAAGGAGGGAAAUAUUGAGAUAUGAAAUGAUGAUGAUGAUGAUGAGAGAGAUUGUUCUUGUUCUUCUCUUUCUAUAGCUAACUAAUUAUGUUGUAUAUGAUGAAAUUCAUGAGUAUUUGCUUCUAUUAUAUUCCUCUUUAUUUUGUUA
This is a messenger RNA of Benincasa hispida (wax gourd), 1558 nucleotides long. RefSeq names its product cyclin-D3-3-like. The record is from RefSeq and is a predicted model, not a curated record. Lineage: Eukaryota; Viridiplantae; Streptophyta; Magnoliopsida; Cucurbitales; Cucurbitaceae.